AUGUCGUUCGCUCUCGAGCCGUUGCCGGAGACGGCGACGCCCAAGGACUAUCUCCGACUGCAGUUCGAUCCUGCAAAUGUCCCGUCCAAGCGUAUUGUCGGACUACUCGCAUGCCAGCGUGAUCCCCUACUCCGUCUUCUGAGCACAAGAAUCAUAUCGGCCAAGCCGGCGCCAAUCUCAGCGGUUCCAGCCCAAAAGGGUAAAGGACUCAAGAAGAAGGAGAAAUCCUCGCCCAGUACGAGUGGGACGGCCACUCCCGUAGUGGAAGCCCAGCCAGAAGUCGCUGCUGGUCGAUUAUGGGAGGUGGAGCUCGAGGAUACGGUUAUCUUCCCCGAAGGAGGUGGUCAGCCCUCUGAUAUGGGCUAUCUCCAUUUCUCAGACCCGAACGGCGGUACGAGAAGCUUCAGGGUGGAGAUGUGUAUUAGGAAAAAGCUGGAGAGUAUACAUCUUGUCCGGGUGUCCGCGGAGGACGAGGCAUAUCUGGAAACUGUCGGGAAGGCAGUUGCGGAAGGGGAGAAGGUGACAAUCGAGGUGGAGACCGACUGGGAACGGCGCGUCGACCAGAUGACCCUACACACCGCCCAACACCUUCUUUCAGCCGUACUCGACACCCGGUCCCUCCCGACUCUUAGCUGGGCCAUGCACGCUCAUCCCUCUCUGGAACCUCCCUACGUCGAGCUCAGCCGGCAGUUGACAUGGAAGGAGGCCGAGGAGGUGGAAGUGGAAUGCAACCGACUCAUAGGCGAGGCCAAGAGGAUCUGGAUCGAGGUCUCGGUGCAGGGCGACGAGAACGGUGUGGAUGGAGAUGCAGAGAGGGAGUCUAGGGGGUUGCCUAAGGAUUACGCGGGAGGUGUGAUCCGGCACUGUUGCAUCGACCAGACCGACAGAAACGCCUGCUGCGGUACUCAAGUCCCCAACCUCAGUCUCUGCUCUUUCCUGCACGUCAUCCCACCGUCACUCGCUCCCGAGAGCACUACACCCUCCAAAUCAGCCACCAAGCUCUUCUUCACUUCCGGACCGCGGGCCGCACGAUACCUCUCUUCCUGUUCGCGCGAACUCAGUAGCGUCGCCCAGGCCGUUCAAGCGAACCGAAGCAACGCGGCCGAGCGAGCGGCACGGAGCGAGGAGCUGCGGAAGGACGCAGGGGCGAUCAAUGGAGAUCUGCGGCGGGAGCUCGUACGCCUUUUAGUCGAGACGGCGGGACAGGACAACGUGACCUGGGUUCAUCGAGACCAGAGAGGAACGCACGACUUUGAGUUCCUAGGCCUCGUAGCGGGCGGUCUGAUGGCGCUGGAGGGCAGCGAGGGUAGAGUGGCGGUUCUGACAUCCGCGGUGGAUGGGACGCCAGGAGGCUUGCUUCUCGUCCAAAGUAAGGACGACAAGUUGGCCAAGGAGAUCAAGGACAAGUUGGCAGCUGCGAUCGACGAUCUAGGUGGGGAGGGAGAUAAGGGGAAGAGAGUGAGAGGAGGCGGAGCGAAGGGCAGGUAUAUGAGCAAGAUUGAGGGCAAGUUUGGCAAGAGGGAGCGGGUGGCGGUGGCGAGGGUCAUAGAUAGCUUGAAGCAGGAGGCGUAG
Dioszegia hungarica is the source of this 1572-nucleotide messenger RNA. Its product is annotated as cytoplasm protein. Gene Ontology annotation, molecular function: nucleotide binding; Ser-tRNA(Ala) deacylase activity. The record is from RefSeq and is a predicted model, not a curated record. Gene Ontology annotation, biological process: regulation of translational fidelity. The coding region runs from base 1 to 1572 and encodes 523 amino acids. Lineage: Eukaryota; Fungi; Basidiomycota; Tremellomycetes; Tremellales; Bulleribasidiaceae. The transcript has 5 exons.